This is a messenger RNA of Cetraspora pellucida, 429 nucleotides long. The record is from the annotation of a GenBank genome assembly. Lineage: Eukaryota; Fungi; Glomeromycota; Glomeromycetes; Diversisporales; Gigasporaceae.
AUGUAUAAGACUACUCUAAAUGCAUUGUUAGAAACUUGCAUAAAUGAAUUUGAGAUAGAAAAUAUGCUUACUGAAAUUGCCAAGCAAGUACUUGUAGAUUGCAAUAUCCUAUCACCAAAUAUUAUUAUAUUAAAACCUGAUAACUUCCCAAAUUCUACAAAGUUAUUGUCUGCCUUUGAUGAUCUAAAUAUAGCAACCCAUUUUCUGUUUGAAGAUGCAUCAGAAAUUAGUGAAAAGAAAGAUGCUUCAACAUCAUAUCAGACAUUAUCAUCUUUUGAAAUUAACCUUUUAAAACAGACUCAUUGUGCUGCUACAAAAGUAGAAAAAGAUAUACUUGUUGAAUUAUUUAAAGUUAUAGAAGGGAUGCCUGAAGCUGUAAUUCCAACAGUUAUAUUAAAACUUCAAACUAUAUCUUCAGAUUCAGAUUAA